Messenger RNA from Danio rerio (zebrafish), 1832 nucleotides. Lineage: Eukaryota; Metazoa; Chordata; Actinopteri; Cypriniformes; Danionidae. The record is from RefSeq and is a predicted model, not a curated record.
CUUUUAAAUGUGACUUUAUUAAAAAAUAUAUAUCAUGCUGGCAACAUUUCAUGCAAACUACAACCUGUAACUCACAGAAACCCCUAGAAGACAGGCCUCUUCCUGCAGCGGCGGCCAGCUCCAGCUCGUCGGGAUCUAGAGGUGAUGGUGGAUGGGCGGAUGAUGCGCUACUGGUGGAAGCCCUCAGUGCUUUCGAAGCACAAGCAGUUGAGGACAAAGGCGGUCUGCCGAAGAAACCACUCAGCUUCCCUGAAAGACAAGGAGCCGGGGAAGCAAAGAGAAGAAAACGUUCCUGUGAAGAUCUGUCACAGAAGCCACACUCAGACUCUCCACUGUCUGCUGCUCCUGCGUCGACUUCUUUAUUGGAGGCUCCUGCAUCAGCCUCAUUAGUUCCUGGCCAGUCUUCGUCAUCGGCUCCUGCAUCAGCCUCAUCAGUUCCUGGCCAGUCUUCUUCAUCGGCUCCUGCAUCAGCCUCGUCAUUUCCUGCCUCGGCUUCUUCAUCGGCUCCUGUAUCAGCCUCGUCAGUUCCUGCCUUGGCUUCUUCUUCGGCUCCUGCAUCAGCCUCGUCAGUUCCUGCCUUGGCUUCUUCUUCGGCUCCUGCAUCAGCCUCGUCAGUUCCUGCCUUGGCUUCUUCUUCGGCUCCUGCAUCAGCCUCGUCAGUUCCUGCCUCGGCUUCUUCAUCGGCUCCUGCAUCAGCCUCGUCAGUUCCUGCCUCGGCUUCUUCAUCGGCUCCUGCAUCAGCUUCUGUGUCAGCUUCUGACGUUCAACCUAGAAGGUCAUCUGGUGGGUCAACACACAGUGACCCAGCACAUUCUGAGGUGUCAUUUGAGGGUUGGCACAAGAUGUGGGAGUCUGGUCUUCAUGGGCUGCCCAGUGCAGACAUACUGUGGCCUAAGGAGGAUGCUGAAAGGGGACUCUUUCAGAGGGCCAUGUCUUAUAAAGACAAACAUGGAAACAGAAAGUGGAGGAAAGUCCUGAAGGAUGACCGGAUGUGGUUUCACCCUCCAGAAUUUCCUGGAGUGGUGGAAGGAAAAGUCCCCUCAGCAGACUCCUUUUUUCACAGCUCCGUUUUUUUCUGGAGACCAGUCGGUGUGUGGCGUUACAGUCUUCGGUGCCCAAGGUCUGACUGCCCAGCACGCACCAAUCAGAAGGCUUUUCUCUACCGUUGUGGGUAUUCAUCCACGGUAAGACAGAUCUGCCACAUGUCUGGCUGGUACUCCAUGCUGACUGAGGUCCUGGCAUGCAACGCCUGUAGAAAGGCUGCAAAGGAGUCGGAAGAGCAUACUAUUGGUCGUUUCCUGUCAUGGGAUCAGUGCAUCCUUAAUCAGCUCAGUCCAGCUCACAGAGCGGUGUUUCCUGCUGUCUUGACGCUACGGCGUGGCGUGGACAAGCAGGUGAUCCGCCUAAUGAGGGAUCGCACUGAGGGAAACACCAUGGUGAAAGUUUGGAGACAGGUGCAGGAGAGCCACUGCGAGGACUAUCUGCAGAGAAAGGACUUGUACACCACUCUUCUCAGCCAGUACAACAAACCUGGGAAGAUCACUCGGAGUUUGUGCCAGCAGUUCCAGCGACCACCAGCACGGAGAGAGCCGCCAUCUGCCAGACUGAUGAGAAAGGUGUUCCUUAUCUCAGAGGCAGAUAACAUCGAGGACUACCGUACUCAGAUUAUGUCCACAUUUGGGCAAGUCCUGAAGUACGACUCCACCAAGAAGGUAAAUUUAACACAAUGGAAAAAAAGUCAGUUUGUAAACAUAUUGCAAAACCUUUUUACUGUUAUUCUUUCAGGAAAUCCUUUAUCAGAGAGAUUUUAUCCUUAAAAUAUUAUUGUCCAC